Coniophora puteana RWD-64-598 SS2 is the source of this 550-nucleotide messenger RNA. RefSeq lists its product as uncharacterized. Lineage: Eukaryota; Fungi; Basidiomycota; Agaricomycetes; Boletales; Coniophoraceae. Gene Ontology annotation, molecular function: structural constituent of ribosome. Bases 30 to 464 code for a protein of 144 amino acids. Gene Ontology annotation, cellular component: mitochondrial large ribosomal subunit. The record is from RefSeq and is a predicted model, not a curated record. The transcript is spliced from 2 exons. Gene Ontology annotation, biological process: mitochondrial translation.
CGUGACACUCUCAGACUAUCCAUCUCGUCAUGCUCGCUCGUCUGUCCAAAACGCAGCCAAUAUCCAAGGCCCUCUCCACGCCUAUUUACACAAGUGUGCGCACCAAGACCACAACACCGUAUGGUCGCUCACACAUCCGCGCUAUGCGCUCGCGCAAACUCCCCAACCCCGUCGUACCCCACUUUCCUCAGCUCGUCUACCGCUCGGACGGCUCCUCUUUCACCCACUGGACCACUUCUCCGCGCUCUGUCAUCACCCUCACGCGUGACACGUCGAACAACCCCCUCUGGUCCGCCACGGCGCGUAUGAUGGGCGGACGUACUGGCGUCGAAGAGGAGGAGGAGGCGGGUACUGGGCGUAUGGGCCGCUUCAAGAGGCGUUUCGGAAAGGAGCUGGACGUAGAUAGCUGGUCGGACAUCCAUGAGGAAGCGAAGGCUGAGGACGAUGCACCAGCAAAGAAGUGAGGGGUGUCAACUUUAUUCGCUUUAGAGGCCUUCGAGCAAGUCUACGCUACUUUUACCACUACCAUCCCAGGCUGUAAUGAUUCUCU